AUGAUCAUCAUUAGAUUUUCUUUUUUUGCUUUUUUUUAUUAUUUAUCAAUAAUCAUCAUGGCUAAUUGUUCUCCUGUAUCAUCAAUAUCAUUAAAACAUUUAAGAACAUAUAAAACACUAAAAUUUCAAUCAACAUUAAGUUCACCAAUCGAAAAUAAUGUUAACGAGGGUGCAGCAUUUCGUUUAACCUGUUCAUUUAUAUCAAAUUUUGAUACAAUUGAUAUAUUUUGGUUUCAUAACGAAACUUUAAUUGGAUCAUUUAUUUCAAAAAAAAUCUCGGAAGAAGAAAAUGAUAAUGUUGAAGAUUCGUUUUUGGGUGUUUCAGUUGUAUCAACGAUAAAUAUAGAAAAAAUUUCAUUUGAUAUGAAUGGUUCAUAUCAAUGUAUUGGAGUAUAUCAACAUAUUCAUGUUCAACAAACAUUUUAUGUUCAUGUUAAUACUACCCAGAAAAAUUCUUCAAUGAAAAAUUCUUCUAUAGAUUCAUUUAUAACUGUUCAUACAUCUCAAGCUUUAUUUGAACCCCGUAGUUAUGUAUUAUUAAUGUGUCGUUUUGCUUCUAAUCGGAAAGAUCAGUGUAAAACAGAAUGGUUUGAUCCAUAUGAUAAACCAUUAGAUACAUUAGCUCAAACCACAGAUUUAAUUCUUCGAAAUGCUACUUUUGAUGAUUCAAUGGGUUUAUAUACUUGUCAAAUUUGUUGUUUAAAUCAAUGUCAAAAAUUAACAUCUUUUGUUUAUCCGGCUGAAAAAGAAAGAUAG
Messenger RNA from Rotaria sordida, 756 nucleotides. The record is from the annotation of a GenBank genome assembly. NCBI's taxonomy places the organism in Eukaryota, Metazoa, Rotifera, Eurotatoria, Philodinida, Philodinidae.